Molecule: messenger RNA, 735 nt
Organism: Acanthochromis polyacanthus (spiny chromis)
Lineage: Eukaryota; Metazoa; Chordata; Actinopteri; Pomacentridae
Product: GTPase IMAP family member 7-like
Exons: 2
Molecular function (GO): GTP binding
Source: RefSeq, a predicted model, not a curated record
CUUCCAGCACAACACACAAGGAUUGUCCUGCUGGGGAAAACUGGAACUGGGAAAAGCAGCUUAGCUGGAACCAUACUAGGAGAGAAUGCGUUUCAGAUUCAUUAUACUGCAAACUCUGGAACAAGUAAAUGUCAGAAAGUAACCAGACAGAUUGAUGGUGAAUCUGUCACUGUGAUUGAUACUCCUGGUUUGUUUGACAAUCGCAUGUCUGAUGAUGCUCUUAAAUCUGAGAUAAUAAAUAUGAUCAUAGAGAGCUCUGAAGGGAUUGAUGCGUUCCUCCUUUUAUUUAAAGUUGAGAGAUUCACAGAGCAGGAGAACGAGGUAGUUUCCAAGAUCAAGGGUUGCUUUUCUGAGGAAGCUUUCAAACACACUGUAGUUGUCUUCACUCAUGGUGACCAGCUUCAGCACGGCAUGAAGAUUGAGAAGUUUGUCAAAGGCAAUGAGUAUGUGUGUGAUCUCUUAGAGAAAUGUGGGAAGCGCCCCUAUGUUGUUGACAAUAAGUACUGGAAGAACAACCCGCAGGACAAAUACAGAAACAACCAGGCUCAGGUAGCAGGGCUGCUUCAGACAGUAAAAGAAAUGGUGAAGAGUACAGGGCGCUACACCAAUGAGAUGCUGCAAACGGUGAAGAGAAUGGAAAAACGCACUGUACUCCAAAAGUUAGCACGUGUCACCACAGGAGUAUUGUGGGGAGCUUUGCUGGGUUUGCCAUGGAUGGAGUCUCUGCUGCUGUAG